AUGAGCAGUAUUCGCAGGAUAGUCAAUGGGGCCGAAAGCCGCAGCGUGGCUUAUGCAAGUGACCACAGCCACUGGAAUGCGGCUAAUCCUGGCUUGGACACCCCAGCCACCACGGUUUUGGGGGUCCACGGGGAAACGAGCCACAGCCCCUUGAGUCCCGGAUUCUUGCGGGAGGAGCAGCAAUAA
Molecule: messenger RNA, 186 nt
Organism: Penicillium pulvis
Lineage: Eukaryota; Fungi; Ascomycota; Eurotiomycetes; Eurotiales; Aspergillaceae
Exons: 1
Coding region: 1-186 (61 amino acids)
Source: RefSeq, a predicted model, not a curated record